This is a messenger RNA of Fulvia fulva, 1641 nucleotides long. RefSeq names its product Adenylyl cyclase-associated protein. Gene Ontology annotation, molecular function: adenylate cyclase binding; actin binding. Lineage: Eukaryota; Fungi; Ascomycota; Dothideomycetes; Mycosphaerellales; Mycosphaerellaceae. Gene Ontology annotation, biological process: regulation of adenylate cyclase activity; cytoskeleton organization. Gene Ontology annotation, cellular component: cytoplasm. The coding region runs from base 1 to 1641 and encodes 546 amino acids. The record is from RefSeq and is a predicted model, not a curated record. The transcript is spliced from 3 exons.
AUGUCUGCGGCAAACAACAUGAACAACUUGGGCACUCUGAUCAAACGACUAGAAGCUGCCACCAGCCGCCUGGAAGACAUAGCCUCGUCUGCCUUUGAGCCCUCCGCCGGCAAUGGCUCGUCUUCAGUACCGGCCACAGGCGCCAGCGCGGCCGCCAUGAAGGCCUCCUCGAGCGAGCCAACCCUGCCCAGCAUCACACAGACGACCAGCCAGCAGACAGUGAGGGCUGCAUCCGAGAACCUGCCCGAGUCGAUCAGUGACAUGGACGACAUCAUUGACAAAGAGGUCAAGAACUUCACAGACUCCAGCAAAGGACUGGACCCGCUGGUGCAAGAGCAGGCAGCAGCUGUCGCAAAGGCCUUCGCAGAUCAGAGGAAGUACCUUUGGAUAACGACAAAGGCAAAGCGACCCGAUCCACAGGGGGCGACAUUCAUGGAGCUGUUGAAGGACCUCCAGCAAGAUUUGGGCACAGCUGGCGACAUCAAGGACAGCAACAGAGGGUCGGCCGUGAAAGAGCAUUUGUCGAUGGUUGCAGAAGGUAUAAGCACCCUGCAAUGGUUGAUUAUGGACGGCAAGCCGGCAGAUGUGGUAGCUGAGAUGAUUGGCGGAGCUCAGAUGUACGGCAACCGUGUGCUGAAGACCCAUAAGGAAGGCGAUCAAGCACAUGUCAAGUUCGUACGAUCUUACUACGCCCUCCUCGAAGCCCUCAAGUCAUACAUCAAGAAGCACUUCCCACAGGGUGUCACCUGGAACUCCGGCGGCAAGGAUGCAUCAGAAGCCAUGCGCGAAGUCGACUCAGAACCAUCCGCAAACGGCGCACCAGCAGGCUCAGCACCCACACCAGGAGGCGCACCGCCGCCACCGCCGCCACCACUUCCCAACUUCGACAACCCACCUCCACCUCCGCCAAUGCCGAGUGGAGGAGCACCCAAGGCAGCAGCAGGUGGUGACAUGGGCGCAGUGUUCGAGCAGUUGAAGAGAGGAGAAUCGGUAACAUCAGGGCUAAAGAAGGUUGACAAGAGCCAGAUGACACACAAGAACCCAUCAUUACGCGCCUCUUCAGAAGUGCCUUCGGAGAUGAACAGGAGUAAGAGCCCUGGACCAGGCGUUAAGCCCAAACCGCCGAGCAUGCGACAGAACAGCACAGCAUCACAGAAGAAAGAGGGCAAGAAAGAGCUCGACGGCAACAAAUGGCUCAUCGAGAACUGGGACUCGCCCUCCGCACCGAUCGAGAUCGAGGUCAGCCUGACACAAUCCCUCCUGAUCACAAAGUGCAAAAACACCACCAUCAUCCUCCGAGGCAAAGCGAACGCCAUCUCAAUCGACAACUGCCCACGAACACAGAUCCUGGUCGAUACGCUCGUCUCCUCAGUCGACGUGAUCAAGUGUCCCAACUUCGCGCUGCAGAUUACUGGUGCAGUGCCUACGAUCCAGCUGGAUCAGGUCGAUGGUGCGCAGAUAUUCCUAGGAGCGCAAAGUCUGGCCACGGAAGUGUACACGAGUAAGAGUAGCUCGAUCAAUGUUGUGCUACCGCCGGAGGAAGAGGAGGAUGAUAGUAAAGAGGUGCCGCUGCCGGAACAGAUUAGGACGUACGUGAAGGGUGGGAAGUUGGUUAGUGAGAUUGUGGAGCAUGCGGGUUGA